AUGGCCAAGGGCGGGAGCGAUGGCACGGGCGCGGGGAAGGACCAGGCCGAGCUCGACCUCAGCCUUCCCGCCACAGGCACGGCCAUGCAGGACCCCAUAGCCAUCCUCCAGCAAGCGGUGCAGGUGGCGUCCGAUCCAGCGAUCAAGUUGGCGCUGCAGGCGGCGUUGGCGCAGCAGGCACCCCAAGCGCCGAAGGUAGCCGUCUCGACAAGAGAAGCUCACCGCAAGGCGGAAACGGCCAAGCGCGACGCCAACGCGAAGCACGACGCGGCGGUCAAGGCCGUGGAGCGCGCGGCGGUGCAGCUGGCGCAGGCGCAGCUACGAGAGCAGGAGGCCGUCCGCAUUUUGGCACAGGCGGAGCUUGCCAAGAGGACUGCGGUGAAGGCCUUGGCAGCCGAGGAAGCGGGGGACCUCAAUUUCGAUGUUGUAUGGGACGAGUCCUUCUCUGACUCACUUCGGGACGGCUCCCUGGAGUGCGAGGACGCGGAGAAGCAGGAGCUGCUCCAGCUGGAGAAGGACCUGGUCGCGGCCAAGUCCUACAUCGGCGAGAAGGGCGACACGGUGCGCGAGUGGCACUCGCGCGUGGGGGCUCUGGAGUACAAGCUGUCCACGAGGAGGGCCCAGGAGCGCGAGGGCACCGAUGGCGCGCCGCAGGCCGCGGACGAGCCAGGCGCUGGCGAGGGCGCGGCCAUGCCGCCGACGGCGGCGGCGGCGCCCAGGGCGCCCGACACGGAGCGCGCGGCCGCCGAGAUCCGCCGAGGUCGCGUGCAUCCGCAGCGCCAGGGCGGCAGCGACGCAGGCAGCGGCGGCCGCCGCCGCCCGGGCCUCGCAGGCGGCCCUUAG
Messenger RNA from Prorocentrum cordatum, 843 nucleotides. The record is from the annotation of a GenBank genome assembly. NCBI's taxonomy places the organism in Eukaryota, Dinophyceae, Prorocentrales, Prorocentraceae.